AUGGAACUCACGACGACCUACACGCCUUCUCGGUUCGCUGCCGAUAACACAUUGUCCAAUCCCCAAGUCUCUGAAAAGUACAAGCUUGCUGGCAACAUUGUCAACGCUGUCUUGCCCCAAGUGCUCUCUCAUGUUGCUCCCGGUAUCUCGAUUUGCGAUCUGUGCCAGUAUGGCGAUGACUUGAUCAAUGCUCACACAAGCGAGACUUUCAAGUCUAAGGAUCGAGGUGUGGCUGUUCCUACAUGUGUCUCUGUCAACAACAUUGUGCAAUACUCGAGCCCUCUUCUUGAUUCCGAUUACAACCUUAAGCCAGGCGAUGUUGUUAAGGUUGAAUUGGGUGCCCAUAUCGAUGGUUACAUUGCUACUGCCGCCCAUACUGUCAUUGUCAAUCCCGAGCCUAGCCAACCUAUCCAGGGACGUGCUGCUGAUGUUGUGUGUGCAACUCAUUAUGCUCUCGAGGCUGCUAUCCAAAUGCUUCGACCUGGCGUCAAGAGCUCUGAAAUUACACGAGUGAUUACCGAGAUUGCUGCUUAUUACCGCUGUAAGCCUGUCGAAGGCACCUUUUCUUCUCCCAUGAAGCGAUUUGUGUUGCGUGCUGGCAAGGAUAUCGAGAACCGAUUCCCUGAUGAUAUGAUUGUGCAAGAUCUUGACAAGUUUGAUUUCCAAAUCGAACCCAACCAGGUUUAUCAAAUGAACAUUGUAUUGACUACCGGUGAUGGCAAGACCAAGGCAGCUGAAGAAAAGCCCCAUGUCUUUCAACGUGAUGUCCACAAAUCCUAUCAACUCAAGAUGAAGGGUGCACGUGUUGCCUAUGCCGAAAUCAAUGACAAGUAUACUGUGUUCCCAUUCUCUGCACGUGCCUUGACAACGAAACAAGCACGUCUUGGUUUGAGCUCGCUUAUUCAACAUGAAUUGAUUACGCCUUACGUUCCCAUGCGAUCAUCACGGACAUCUGAUCUCGUGGCCCAAUUCAAGGCAACCAUCCUUGUUACACCAGAGGGUCUUAUCCGCACCACUUCACCUCCAGCUCUUCCUUUUGUUCAUUCUCAAUAUUGCAUUCCUGCCGAAACGACUGCAGCUCAGGUUCUCAGCGCACCAUCCGUCGUCAAGGUUGCCCCCGUGAAGCAAAUGUCUGAGGUCCAAGUUGAGUUUGGCAAUCGCCGUGUAGAGAACGAGGAUGUCGAGAUGGAGUAA
This is a messenger RNA of Lichtheimia ornata, 1194 nucleotides long. RefSeq names its product DNA-binding protein, 42 kDa. The coding region runs from base 1 to 1194 and encodes 397 amino acids. The record is from RefSeq and is a predicted model, not a curated record. The transcript has 8 exons. NCBI's taxonomy places the organism in Eukaryota, Fungi, Mucoromycota, Mucoromycetes, Mucorales, Lichtheimiaceae.